AGCCAUUUUGGCUCCGGCGCGCGGCUUGAAGCGCGCGCGCCGAUGCGCACGAUCGCUGGAAGCCCGAUCGGUCCAGCGUGAGCUGGUACCGCGCUGAGGGGGCCACCCUCCAGCGAUGAUGCUUGCCGCCAUGAAGAAGGGCGACGGCGGCGAGGGCGCGAAGGGGGCGAAGCCGGGUGGUGGCCUCCUGGGCCUCGGCGGCUUGGGAGGCCUCACUGGCGUCGGGGGCCUCAAAAGCAAGAUGACGGGGAUGAUCGGGAACAAGAUUGAUGAGGCCGCCUGGCGGAGCAGCCUGACGGACAUGCACAGGGUCAGGAACAUGGCCAGGACACUGUGGUUGAGCCUGGAGCACACCAGCGAGGCGGUGAUGCGGGUCGCCCUGGAGAUCGUGACGUGCCGCAAGGCCAGGAAGAUUCUCUGGUGGAAUGACGAUUCCUGGUCAAUGGAGGAAGGCAAGCCAGAGCAUCUACGAGGUGUCAUCGACGAGAAGUUCGAUGCCGUCCUCCAGAUGUUGGGCAGGGAGCUGAAGGAGCGGCCGGCGCCAGAGCUCAAGAGCGGCCCCAGCAACCGCGAGAUCGAGCUGGAGAAGCAGCUCGGCGACUUGCAGAAGCGGCUCAAGAUCUCGGAGCUGUCUUUGGCCGAGUCCAAGCGCCUGAUGGAGGAGCAGCUGGAGGAGGCCAGGAGCAGGAUCGCCCAGCUGGAGCACAGCGGCGCUUCCCGAGGCGAGACCGCGCUCGCGUCGGAGGUCGAGCGGCUCCGUGCCCUGGAGCAGGAGCAGGCGGCCGCGAUCGCCUCGAUGAGGGCCGACCUCCAGAGGAAGGCCCAGCUGGAGGCUCUGCUCGGGGAGAGGUCGGCCGAGCUGGAGAGAGCCCGCAGGGAGGCCGAGGAGGCGAGGGAGGCCGUUCGUCAGAAGACCGAGGAGCUCGACAGGCUGCGCCGUGAUGGCUCUGGGGCAGCUGGGGCGCAGCUCCAGAAGGAGAUCGACGAGCUCCGGCAGAACAACUACAAGCUGCAGGACGAGGUGGGGUUCCUGAAGGCGCAGCUGGCAGCGGCGCAGGCUGCCGCCGCCGCGGCCUCGAAGGCCGAGAGAAAAGAGCCCGACGCGCCACCGCCGCCGCCGCCUCCGCAGGCCAGUGCUGACGAGUCAGCGGAGCUCGAGCGUCUUCGGAAGCUUGAGGCGGAGUGGAACUCGAGGGGGGAGACGUGCUGCACUUGCGGCAAGCCUUGCCUGCAUUGCACUGGCGCUCUCCCAGAGGAGCCGGCCGCCGCCAAGGAGAAGGAGCCGAAGAAUAGUUCCAGGGACGACAAGGAGGUUCAGGAGAUGAUCGAGAGGAAGGACGCCGAGAUCGCGAGGCUGAAGGCCGAGAAGAAGGAGCUCGAGACGGAGAGGAUGGACAUGCUGGCAAUGAUAGAUAAGCUGCGCAAGCAGAUCUCCAGGCUGAAGGAGGUUGCGCGGGAGGCUGGUCACGGUGACCUCGUAGAGAAGUUGAUGGAGCAGUCGGCGAUCGCCGAGACAAUGCGGAGCCCCGAGAUGUCCUGCUUCUCCCGGCUGUACCAGGACGCCGUGAGGCGCAUGACUGAGGGAGGGCGCAGGAGAUCGACGCAGAGGGAUUUCGUGCAGCCUCGUGUGGUCGUGACCAAGCAGAGCGUCUUCCAGAUGGCGCAGCAAUUCCCCGGGGUGCCCCCCCCCGUGCAGCAGCUGCAGCAGGCCCCCGCCGCUGGGCGCCACGCCGCGGCAGAUGUGGCUCCGCAGGGCCUGGAGCUCAGAGCCGGGCGAGGAGAGGCAGCCUAGAAAACGCGCGCGCGGCGGGCGCGGAGCGGCACGCGCGCUUCGAGCUGGGCGGCAUCGCGGAGGCCGCGACCUACUCCGAGGGCGGCUUCCUGCUAAGCGGCGCGGGCGGCGCCGCUGGCGGCGGGCUGCCGCGGCAGGGCGGCGGCCACUGGAGGCUGAGCACCACGACGGGCUCCCUGCAGAGGGGCGCCCCGCAGCCCCAGCAGGGCAGCGCGGAGCUCCUCUGGGGCUUCGGCGGCCACGGCCCGGAGGGCCCGGCCGCCGCGCCCCGCGGCAUGCUGGCCGCGGAGGGCCUGCCUGGCGGCCGCAGGGGCCUGCCGACGAAGCCGCUGGGUCCAGGGUUCGCGAGCGCGGCGGGCCUGAGGAUCGAGGAGCCAGGCAGCGCAGGGCAUGCCGAGGACAGACGCGGCGCCCAGACUGCCCGUGCCCAGGGGCGCCGGGCUGCCCGGGCUGCCGCGGGUCGGCAGCGACCCCCUGCUGCAGGGCUCGAGGAGCGAGCCGCAGCUGCGGAGGGCGAGCGGCCUCGCGACGCCGAACCGCCUGCCGCAGCUGCCCGUGGGCAAGGGCAGCCAGCCCACGAGCCGCUCUCCGAGCCGGUCUCGGCAGGGCUCCAAAGGAGCCUUACCCUUCAGCUGAGCCGGCCGCUGCCACUCCCAGAGGAGGCCACCGCCCAGCUUGCGCGCGGGAGGCCUCGAAGGGGCCGUUCCGAGCGCCCUCUGUGCGAGCGCAGUCGGGGCUGAGGGGCGCCGAGGGCGCAGCGCCGAGGUCCCGCGAGCUGCAAGCAGGGCCAUGCCCCCUUCUCC
Messenger RNA from Prorocentrum cordatum, 2595 nucleotides. Lineage: Eukaryota; Dinophyceae; Prorocentrales; Prorocentraceae. The record is from the annotation of a GenBank genome assembly.